This is a messenger RNA of Daldinia childiae, 285 nucleotides long. RefSeq lists its product as uncharacterized. The transcript has a single exon. Lineage: Eukaryota; Fungi; Ascomycota; Sordariomycetes; Xylariales; Hypoxylaceae. The record is from RefSeq and is a predicted model, not a curated record. Bases 1 to 285 code for a protein of 94 amino acids.
AUGGCGACGACUCCCAGCCCCAAACGCGCUGCCGGCCCUCAACCAACUGCGCAACGAGCGCAACCCCCGCCGAGACCUAUUUUACCAACACCUACCCGAGUGAAUCCCUCGAGUCCCGAAUACAAGCGAGCCGCUAGAAAAUAUACUCAGCUUAUGGUUGCUAUGCCUAUUUUACUGGUUACGUCGUGGUUUCUAUUCGACCGACUUGUUUUAGGUCAUGAGCCGAAAACACUACCUAAGAGAACCACAUUAGACGCGAUAAUAACGGAACAGAAUAAGGGUUGA